Asparagus officinalis (garden asparagus) is the source of this 1374-nucleotide messenger RNA. RefSeq lists its product as uncharacterized. The record is from RefSeq and is a predicted model, not a curated record. The transcript has a single exon. NCBI's taxonomy places the organism in Eukaryota, Viridiplantae, Streptophyta, Magnoliopsida, Asparagales, Asparagaceae. The coding region runs from base 1 to 1374 and encodes 457 amino acids.
AUGGAAAGUGUUCCUAUUGGCACUAAUAGCGGUCAUGAUACACAGGGCGAGGACUUCUCAUUCGCGAAGGGAGAUCUAUAUGAGAGCAAGGAGAAAUUGAUCUAUGCGCUUCGCUCGUACGCCAUUGCAAAAAAUGUCAAGUUUAGGCCAACAAAAAAUAAUACUACAAGCUAUAAUGCGGUUUGUUUCUAUCGCAAAGAUGGCGAUGAUGAAGAUAUUGGUGGACACCACGACGGCAAUGCGAAAUGUCCGUGGAAGCUUAAUUCACGCUCCGGUGUAAGAGUAGGCGGGCAAUUCAAAAUCACGGCAUACAACGGACUCCACACUUGUAGCAAUCCUCGAUUAGAGAUGAAUAACAAGAAUGCAUCCUCUUCCUUCAUAUAUCGAUUGAUUUUACCGCAUCUGAGGGAGGAUUUUGAUCUAAGGCCGAAAGAUAUUCGUCUUCUAGUGCAAAAAGCCACCAACUUGGAUGUAUCAUAUCACAAGUGUUGGAAUGCUAGGAGGAAGGCGAUGAUAAAAAUAUUCGGUGAUUGGGAUAAAUCAUAUGAGAUCUUACCUCAUUAUCUUGAAGCACUCAAAAGAGAAAAUCCAGGAACUGUCUACGAAGUAUCUUCGGACCCCGUUGAUGGCGGAGAUCGGCGAUUCACCGGUGUAUUUUGGGCAUUUGGGCCAUGUAUUGAGGGUUUUCGACAUUGUCGUCCUCUUCUUAGCAUUGAUGGCACCCACUUAUACGGCAAGUACAAAGGAGUUUUGCUUGUUGCCACCGGAGUUGAUGCGGAUGGCGGUUUGUUUCCUUUGGCGUUUGCAGUGGUUGAUAUUGAAAACACAGAGAAUUGGGCGUGGUUUUUUGCAUGCAUUAGAUAUCAUAUCCCUAGUGUGGGUGCGCGGCCGAUUACAUUCAUAUCUGAUAGGAUGAAAGGAAUUCCAAGAGCACUCCAACGUCAUUUCCCAGAGCCACAUGCACAUCGUUAUUGCUUGCGACAUAUUAGGGACAACUUCAAGAAGAAAUUUGGAAACGGUCAGGUUCAAGAUCUUCUUUGGCAAGCCGGCUGUGCAACAGAAAAAUUAGUUUAUGACCAAAUACGAGAGAGGAUUAAGUUUAUCUCCCGAGCUGCACAUGAUUGGAUCGAAACUAGUUUGGGACCACACAAUGUUGAUAAGUGGGCUUUAUGUGAAGAUGGCGGGAGACGGUUCUGUAUGAUGACUACGAACGCUUCAGAGAGUUUCAAUGGCGUGCUCAGGGGAGCACGCGGUAUGCCAAUACAGUCACUAGUUGCUAAAACAUUCUACAGACUUAAUAACUUCUUUCUACGACGUCGUGAACUUGGUGAAAAUAUUCGCUCGGAGCUCACACCGAAAAUGAUGAAAUGUUAG